Messenger RNA from Pungitius pungitius (ninespine stickleback), 1908 nucleotides. RefSeq names its product endonuclease domain-containing 1 protein-like. NCBI's taxonomy places the organism in Eukaryota, Metazoa, Chordata, Actinopteri, Perciformes, Gasterosteidae. The record is from RefSeq and is a predicted model, not a curated record. The transcript has 2 exons. Bases 392 to 1291 code for a protein of 299 amino acids. Gene Ontology annotation, molecular function: nucleic acid binding; metal ion binding; hydrolase activity.
GAGCCCCCUGAAGGGGAAAUGAAACCAGCUCCACAAAAAGCAGUGUUUCAGAAGUUCUGACAGUCAACGACGAGAGUUUAUCUGCAUCCACAAAGAGAGUCACAUGCACAACGCUUGUGUCUGUGUGUGGACACUCUCCCACUUCCCUACUCUGAGAUAUCCUCAAACACGCCUAUCAAGGGCCCCACAAAGAAGAGGAAACAUCAGGUGCUUUGUUUUCUGGCUGAACUCAACUCUUUGUGCGCAGAAGAGGAAGAAGUGACGACUGCUGAAAGUGCAGCAAGUCCAAAAGUCACACUCAAGGGAUUCGACUGAAACCAACGUGCUUCUGCUUUACCCACAAGGCCACGUGAGGACGGAAGAGGAGAACAGCUCCCCCCCCGUGUGCGCCAUGUCUCCGCUCGCCGCUCUGCUGCCGCUGGUCUUCGCCGCCGCGUGGUGCCGCGUGAGCGAGGCCGACGUCGGGGGUUUUGCCCCCUGCCUGCAGGUCUUCUACAAGUCUUGGCCCCCUAAAGGUCUGACGGGGACCCCCGUGUGCCAACGGUAUCACGACCAGUACCGCUUCGCCACGCUGUACAGCCGGCCGCGCCGCUCGCCGUGGUUCUCGGCGUAUUCGUACUCUGUGCCAGCGGGAAAGAGGCCCACCCCCUCCUGGAUGUUCGAGCCGCAGCUGGCCUACCCAGGAGCCAAGGGCAACAUGGCCCCCUUCCCUCCGGGCCCUCUGGAUCGCAACGUGGUGGAGAGCCAGGCGGUGGAGCCGGACUACAUCAACUCCACCUACACCCGCGGCCACCUGAACCCCAGCCUCCACCACCAGAUCCACGAGGACCGCGCCGCCACCUUCACCCUCACCAACGUGGUCCCUCAGAAGGCGGGCUCCAACGACGGGCCCUGGGAGGACCUGGAAAACCACGUCAACAAAAGCCUGGCGGCCUUCUGCCUCGGGGAGGCUCACGUGGUGACCGGUGUCGUCCCGUACCGGGGCGACGGCCCCUGGCUGGGGGGCCGGCGCGUGGCCGUGCCCGAGUACCUGUGGUCCGCCUACUGCUGCCCGGUCUACAACCACAGCCUGCCGGAGGAGCUGCGGGAGGCCUUCCCCACGCACGCCGCCAUCGGACGCAACGACCGCAACAGCACCGAGGAGAUCGUCCCCGUCAGCCAGGAGGCCAAGAGACAGUUCAGGGGGUUCGAUGUGAGAAGAAUGCCUCUGAAGACCCUGGAGGAGCAUCUGAAGGACCGACUGGGUGUCGCCGUCAGCGUGUUUUAUGAGCAGUGCUCGGGAUCGGACUGACACCAACGCAUUCUGAGUGAAUGAUCUACCAACGCUGAUCCUAAUAUCACUUCAUUGAGGAUCAGAUGAAGUACUGUGCCAUGCGAAAUGUGUGUAUACGUCCUACCUAAAAUAAUGAUAAACAUUCGCAAAACUCUCUACGGGGCUAUAAGUCACCAAAUGUGCUUAAUGUGAAGUUGCAAAAAUCUACUAAUUAAAAGUAUUCAAACUAUUGAGAACACCCGAGAAUUUACUUUAAAAAAAUACAGGUACAUACACAGGUGAAGGUUGGUUUAGCUUAGCAUAAACAGCCUGGCUGGUUUUCAGACCUUUGUUUUCAUACUGUUUCCAGGCUUCAUGCUCAGCUGCUGGCUGGAGCUUCAUACUUUCUGUUUUCUCAUCUGACCGACUGCGAAGGAAGCAAACUACAGCAACUUCCUCAAUCUUGUGUUUCAGGCCUUUUUUCCUUGGGUUGACCUAAACUAGGCGUGGUGACGCCAGGAGAAGGUCGGGUAUCCCGAGGUGACCACUAGGUGGUGACCUUGUGACACACAUGCAGAAGGGCUUCUGCUGUCUGGGUUCUGCAACCCACAGUUUCACCUCCACAGGUUUCAUUGGUCAUUAAAAACAACACCAGA